ACUCCACCAGCAAUUCCACAAAGACUGUUAGCAAACACACUGAAGCAAUAAAGACCACAAAAUAAGCAAGAUACUUCUCUAAAAAUGGCAAGACAGUGAGUGAAAGGUGUGGAUUUGACCAGAGACCAUGGCAGCCAACUUCAUACUGCUGCUGCUGCUCGUUGCACUCAAUGGAGCUGAUGGUUCCCUCAUUGUUGGAGGCAGAGAUGCUGCCCCCGGGUCUCACCCCUACAUGGCCUUGCUGCAAGUACGAGGACGCCUCAGCUGUGGUGGAGCGCUGGUGAAAGAGGACUUUGUGCUCACAGCAGCACAUUGUCAGAUGGCCAGACCGUACACAGUUGUUCUUGGGGCUCAUGCCCUGGCCGCUAAUGAUGAGCCUACAAGGCAGGUGUUCAGUUCAGUCCGAUCCAUUCCUCAUCCCGACUAUGACGGACACGCAAACGACAUCAUGCUGCUAAAGCUCAACGGCAGCGCCCAGCUGACUGACGCUGUGAAGCUGAUCUCUCUGAAAAAAGGCCGGAUGAAUACAGCCAGUCGGUGCCUCACCGCCGGCUGGGGGGACGUCGGGGACAACAGGACCUUACCAACCAACCUGCAGGAAGUCAACGUCACCACCCUGGCACAGCGCACCUGUCGCAGGAGAUGGAGGUCUGUUCCCAUCCCCAGGACCAUGGUUUGUGGGGUCGGGGGCGGCAACUUUCAAGGCUUCUGCUCAGGGGAUUCAGGUGGUCCGUUGGUGUGUGAUGGAGCUGCAGCAGGCGUCGUCUCCUUCUCCGGCCGGCGUUGUGGGGACCCCCAGACCCCCGAUGUCUACACACGCAUAUCCUCAUUCAGCGAUUGGAUUACAACUGUCCUGAACAACAAUUAGGCAAAUUACACUGAAUUGUAAUGUGUCAAUGUGCUUCAUUGGAGUGUUCUUUAAAGCAGCUGUUCUCAACCUUGGGGUUGGGACCCCAAUUGGGGUCGCGAGAUGAUUUCUGGGGGUCGCCAAAUCAUUUUGGAAGUCAGCUCUGUCUCCACUGUGUUAAAGUGUUCAUGUGUUUUAGUCUUUUUGGUCAUUUAAUGUCUUUUUUGUUAAAUUUUUGGUCAUUUUGUGUCUUUUUUUAGACAUUGUGUGUCUUUUUUGGUCAUUUUGUGUCUUUUUUUAGACAUUUUGUGUCUUUUUUGGUCAUUUUCUGUCUUUUCUGGUCAUUUUGUGUCUUUUUUUGAUCAUUUUGUGGUCAAUUUGUGUCUUUUUUUGGUCAUUUUGUGUCUUUUUUGUGUCAUUUUGUGCUUCAUUAUUUGUACAAAAUGUGUCGUAUCAACCGAGUUUGGAUGAUCUGAACUGUGAGAUUGUGUUCAGUGAGCGGGGGUCGCGGACAACAUGCAUGUUAAAUUGGGGGUCGCGAAUGAAAAAGGUUGAGAACUACUGCUUUAAAGGACAAAGCUUUUUAUGACAUGCUUUUAUGUUUUUGUCAGCCCCAUUUGUCUGCUUUGUUUUUAGAAUACAGAAUGCAAUCCAAUAGGUCAGGCAAAACCCUUUCAAUACUUUUACAAGUAUUAAGUGAGCUGAAUAUAAUAAUAAAAAUUU
Messenger RNA from Centropristis striata (black sea bass), 1570 nucleotides. RefSeq names its product serine protease 57-like. NCBI's taxonomy places the organism in Eukaryota, Metazoa, Chordata, Actinopteri, Perciformes, Serranidae. Bases 128 to 868 code for a protein of 246 amino acids. Gene Ontology annotation, molecular function: serine-type endopeptidase activity. Gene Ontology annotation, biological process: proteolysis. The record is from RefSeq and is a predicted model, not a curated record. The transcript has 5 exons.